Molecule: messenger RNA, 2675 nt
Organism: Thamnophis sirtalis
Lineage: Eukaryota; Metazoa; Chordata; Lepidosauria; Squamata; Natricidae
Gene: KCNS2
Product: potassium voltage-gated channel modifier subfamily S member 2
Biological process (GO): protein homooligomerization; action potential; potassium ion transmembrane transport
Cellular component (GO): membrane; voltage-gated potassium channel complex
Molecular function (GO): voltage-gated potassium channel activity; protein binding
Source: RefSeq, a predicted model, not a curated record
CGGCUAGUCCAGGAUGUGUACUCUCUCCAUUUAGAUCUUGGAAAUACUCACAAUGACCGGGUUGAAUCUAAGGGGUUUGUCUGAUACGUAUUUUGAAGACAAUGAGAUCAGUCUCAAUGUUGGAGGCUUUAAAAAAAAGAUGAGAUACAAUACACUAUUGAGAUUCCCCGAAACAAGACUGGGUAAGCUGCUGAGCUGCAAUUCAAAGGAGUCAAUUUUAGAGCUUUGUGAUGACUAUGAUGACACUAAGAAUGAGUUCUACUUUGAUAGAAAUCCUGAACUUUUUCCUUAUGUGCUCCAUUUUUAUAAUACUGGAAAGUUACAUGUGAUGGGUGAGCUCUGUGUCUUUUCCUUCAGCCAAGAAAUUGAAUACUGGGGAAUCAAUGAAUUCUUUAUUGAUUCGUGCUGCAGUUAUAGCUACCAUGGGAGAAAAAUGGAACCAGAUCAAGAAAAAUGGGAAGAUCACAGUGACCAAGAAAGUACCUCUUCUUCCUUGGAUGAGAUCUUGGCCUUCUACAAUGAUGCCGCUAAAUUUGACCAGCAACAGUUUGGGAAAGUGAGGCGGCAGCUAUGGUUAGCUUUAGACAAUCCUGGCUAUUCUGUCUUGAGCCGAAUAUUCAGUGUUCUUUCUAUUAUGGUUGUUCUUGGAUCAAUAGUAACCAUGUGCCUCAACAGCCUUUCAGACUUCCAGAUUAUUAACAGCUCUGGGAAUUCAGAGGAAGACCCUAGAUUUGAAAUUGUGGAACAUUUUGGUAUUGCAUGGUUUACUUUUGAGCUGGUGGCCAGGUUUGCAGUUGCCCCAGAUUUCCUUCAGUUUUUUAAGCAUGCACUCAAUCUGAUUGACCUCAUGUCCAUCCUUCCAUUCUAUAUCACUUUAAUAGUUAACCUGGUGGUGGAAAGUAGUCCUGCAUUAGCCAAUUUGGGUAGAGUAGCUCAAGUCCUGAGACUGAUGAGAAUAUUCCGUAUUUUGAAACUUGCUCGGCAUUCAACAGGCCUUAGAUCUCUUGGAGCCACCCUCAAAUAUAGCUACAGAGAAGUAGGGCUUCUUCUCCUUUACCUCUCAGUUGGAAUCUCUAUAUUCUCAGUAGUGGCUUACACAAUAGAAAAAGAAGAAAACAGAGCCCUGGAAACUAUCCCUGCCUGCUGGUGGUGGGCUACAGUUAGCAUGACUACAGUUGGUUAUGGCGAUGUUGUCCCAUUGACCAUAGCAGGCAGGCUAACAGCUUCUGCAUGCAUCUUAGCUGGCAUCUUAGUUGUAGUCCUUCCUAUUACACUUAUAUUCAAUAAGUUCUCUCAUUUUUAUAAGCGCCAAAAACAGCUGGAAAGUGCCAUGAGGAGCUGUGAUUUUGGAGAUGGAAUGAAAGUAGUUCCUUCUGUCAAUUUAAGAAACUACUAUGCCUACAAAGUUAAAUCCCUUAUGGCCAGUCUCACAAACAUGAGCAGAAGCACACCCAGUGAAUUAAGUCUGAAUGAUUCCUUACACUAAUCUAUGGUUCAAAGGCCUGAUUGCAUGAUGAAAAACCAAGAACUGUGUUUAUAUUAGUUGUUUCUCUCAUUGAGCUUCUAAUGCUGAUGCACAUUGAAAUAAGAAGAUCCACAUAAGCUAUUAAUUUUGGUAAUAAUUCACAUUUACUUGAGCAUUGUGAAUGAUUCAUCAUGCAUCAAUUUUAGGAACAACGCUCCUAAAUUGCCUUGCAAUUGGAACACACAUUGAAUUCGUCAUAAAGUGAUAUGGGGAAAUGGACACGCUAUCGUGGAACCUUUGAAUUCCAUACAGAAUGAAGUUUAGUUUCAGGUUGGCUCCUAGUACAUUUUCAUCUAGCUCUUAGAAAUAGCCUCCUGUUCUUUGUGUUGAGUACUGUAGUCUCUAUAACAUUAAUGUUGAUAGUACUGUGCUUCCUUGUCACAUAUAUAAUUUGUUUUGAAAGUUCCUCUGACCACAAAAACAAACAAAAGUCACCUCCAAUAGAAAUAUGAUUAAUCUGAUUUCAUGAUCUUUGAGGUAUAGUGCGAACAUUUCCUAAUUUCUCUUUAAUUUUAGAAACCAUCUCAAAGAUCUAUAUACACAAUUAAUAUUGCAUUUCAGAAAUCACUUUUCCAUACAUUUGGGAGUUAAAACUGUCCCUUAUAACAAGUAAUGCUGUUGUAACAUAUUUGUGCAAUUUUAAUUGAGCUUGAUUGUUCUUAAGAACCUGACACUAAGUAUCAUUUGUAAGAUAUUUUAUAAGUAACAAAAAUGUGCCAGCUUGGAUGUAAAAAAUUAUGGGAAGUGAUCACCAUGGGUGAUUAAGAGACAGGAUCAAUUCUGGUUUUUCAAAACCUAACCAAUAUAUAUCCAUCCAUCCAUCCAUCCAUCCAUCCAUCCAACCACCCAACCAUCCAUCCAUUAUGGCUCUGUUUGUUGUUGACCUUAUAGUGUGAAUAACAUUGACAGAGUGUGACCGAAUGCUAAGGACUGACUUUCAAGUAGAUGUAAAGCAUGCUGAGUAUAUUAUUCAAGACCAUGCACUAUUAACAUAUAGAUUUUUUUUCUUUCUCUGGGAUUCAUUGAUUAAACUCUAUCAUGCCAAAGAAUGGAAAUUGAGGCCUAUAAUGACAGUACUUGAAAGAUAUUUCUUCUGCUGCUGCUGAUGCUACUACUACUACUACUACUAGUAGUAGUAGUAAAAUAUACA